Sphaerodactylus townsendi is the source of this 5290-nucleotide messenger RNA. It is a transcript of the gene DNMBP, whose product is annotated as dynamin binding protein. The record is from RefSeq and is a predicted model, not a curated record. Gene Ontology annotation, cellular component: cytoplasm. The transcript is spliced from 17 exons. Gene Ontology annotation, biological process: intracellular signal transduction. Lineage: Eukaryota; Metazoa; Chordata; Lepidosauria; Squamata; Sphaerodactylidae. Gene Ontology annotation, molecular function: protein binding; guanyl-nucleotide exchange factor activity. The coding region runs from base 95 to 4573 and encodes 1492 amino acids.
GGGGCGGGGCUGAACUCCGGGCCGCGGCGGCUCCUGGGGGCCGAGGCGAGCGGGACCCGCCAGGCUUGGAGGGAUCGCGCAACAGAUCCAAACAAUGGAGGCAGGCUCGGUGGUCCGGGCUGUGUUUGAUUUCUGUCCCAGCGUCUCUGAGGAGUUGCCACUGUUUGUGGGGGAUGUCAUAGAAGUGUUGGCGGUCAUAGAUGAGUUCUGGCUCCUUGGGAAGAAGGAAGGGGUCACAGGACAGUUUCCCAGCAGUUUUGUGGAGCCUGUGGAUGUUCCUGCUUUGAAGCAAGGGGAGAAGCUGUUUGUUUGUACCUGCAAUUUCACAUCACUGGAGCCUGGCAGCCUGACUUUGCAGAGAGGAGACCUGGUGGUUCUGGAUGGUUUUGUGGCCUCUCCUUGGCUCCAAGGUCGAAGCUAUUGGGGAGCCAGAGGGUUCUUCCCAUCAUCAUGCGUGCGGGAACUCUGUCUCUCAGCCUAUGGCCCUCGAACUCCUAAUGGCACCAUCCUGGAGAUUCCAGCCCAUGCUUUGGGUCAAGCUCGAGCACUGAUGGGCCUUUCAGCCCAGAUGGAGGAGGAGCUGGACUUUCAGGAAGGGGAUGUCAUCACCAUUGUUGGGAUCCCUGAACCUGGAUGGUUUGAAGGGGAGCUGAAGGGUCACCGGGGAAUCUUCCCUGAGGGAUUUGUAGAGCUUUUGAGUCCCCUGAAGCCCAUGAGCGAUUCAGAGGAGCCUGUGUCCUCUGAAAUCCAUAGAAUUAAUGGAGUCAAGGACACCCACCCACAGGCAGAGGAGGAGUCCUGGAGUAAUGGUGAGGAAUUGCCAGGGCCUUAUGGAGUUGCCCUCUAUCAGUUCCAAGCCCUGGAACCUGCAGAACUGGACUUUGAGGUAGGAGACAGGAUUCGUAUAUUGGGGGUCCUGGAAGAUGGCUGGCUGGAGGGGGAGCUUCGGGGAAGGUGUGGCAUAUUUCCCCAUAGGUUUGUGAGGCUAGAAGAGGGUAGGGAGAAAUGGGAAUCUGGAUGUUCUCCAGAGGGAGCGGGCUCUGAGGCAGAUCGCAUCCACCGAACUGGCCUACCUGCCACGUGGGAAGAACCUGGGUGGAGUUCAGUGUGUCCUGAAGAGAAGCCUGGUCACCUUGCAGUGAAGCAGGAGGAACUUUUAGACGCUUGUCUCAAAGAGAAUGAAGUCCUAAACCACCAGAACAAAGGCUGUCUGGAAUCCCUUUCCUCAGAAGUAUCAGGCCCUCCCUCACUAGACACUGCCAAAGUUGUCAAUGGAGUUUCUUCCAACUCUCAGUCUUCACACCAACCAAAGAGCCAACUAUGCUGUCAAGCAGGGAGCCAGGAAUUGCGCCAGAGCCCAAGGACAUCUUGGGGGCAUUCAGAGGUCCACAGCCAUACUGAGUGGGAUGAAGAUGCCCACCAUGUGCCCCUCAAGAACAUUAUUUCUGAGAACUUAACCAACUUCAUGGAUGUUCAGAGGCGAAAGCCCAAAUCCCGUUCUUCUAGCUUUAGUGGAACUCAUGAAGGUCUGGACACGUGGCCUGUCUGGCGUGGAACUCGAGCUGAGAGGCCUCAAGGGGUGCUCCAUGGGGAGAGUUGUGGGGACCUUGACUCCAAACUGUCAGAGCAACUGGCUCAGUUUGAACAAAGCCUGGUGAGCCCUGAUAGUCUUGCCAGCCAUAGUACCCCUCAGAGAGAUAAUGUCUCUCGGCACUUUUCUAUCCUGGACUUCAAUUCUGAGAAGGACAUUGUACGUGGCUCAGUGGAACACACUGCACAGAGGAAAAAGGUGCUGCGGCCGCCCCCUCCCCGGCCCAGCACCCCAGCCUCUGUGCCGCUUCACUCUCCUGCCAGGCACAGUUCCAAAACUUUGCCUCCUUCUCAAGCUCCUCCUAUCUCUUUGCGGCCUUCCAGACCAGCACCACUUCCGCCGCCAAGCAGUCAGCGGAAGAGUCCAGCUCCAGCAAAGCUACAGCCAGGGACCAAAGAGGGGCAAGGCAGCACAGGCGAGGCUGGAGGUGCGCCUGAGUGCAUUUUCCUGCUGAGCCGCAUCCAGGAACUAGAGCAAGAGCUGGAUGUUUACAGGAAGACCAAAGCAGAGCUCAGUGCAAUGUUGGAACAACGGCAGGAUGAGCUGGGUCAGGCUGAGACGCUGGAAAAUCUGGACUUCUGUGACUGCAAAAUUUCAAGUCUAUGCCGGGAGCUGCAGGAGCUGAGAGAAAUGACUCUGCUGUCCUCCCAGCCGGCAUCACUGGAGGCUGCGGCAGCCUCCACUCCCAGCCCAGAAAAAAGGAUGCUGGAGAAAAGAGCUAAGGUCAUUGAAGAGCUCCUGCAGACUGAGAGGGAUUAUAUCAGAGACCUCGAGAUGUGUGUGCAGAAGGUGCAGGUGCCACUGCACAAGGCACAGGUGCUGCAUGUAGACUGUGAGGGGCUGUUUGGGAACAUCCAAGGAGUAAUCGCCUUCUCAAAGCAGUUACUGAGUGCCCUGGAAGCUGCAGAUGCUAUCGGACCAACAUUUCUAGCGCUUCGGGCUGAGUUGGAAGAUGUGUACAAAGUGUACUGUCAGAACCACGAUGAGGCCAUCGCACUCCUGGAGGCCUAUGAAAAGGAUGAGGGAGUGCAGAAGUAUUUGCUGGAGUCACUGGAGAUCCUCAGGAAUCUGUACAGUGAAUGGGGUUGUGCCAACUACAUUGACCUGGGCUCCUUCCUGAUCAAGCCAGUGCAACGCGUGAUGCGCUACCCACUGCUGCUAAUAGAACUCCUGAGCGCUACUCCUGAGUCUCACCCUGAUCGUGUUCCACUCGCAGCUGCCGUCCUGGCUGUCAAAGAGAUUAACUGUAACAUUAAUGAGUACAAGCGGCGAAAAGACCUAGUGCUGAAGUACAGGAAAACAGACGACGACAGCCUCAUUGAGAAGAUCUCCAAGCUGAACUUCCACUCCAUCAUCAAGAAAUCCAACCGUGUCAGCAGCCAUCUCAAGCACCUCACAGGCUUUGCACCCCAGCUCAAGGAUGAGGCUUUUGAGGAGACAGAAAAGAAUUUCCGGAUGCAGGAGCGGCUGAUAAAGUCUUUCAUCCGGGAUCUUUCCCUUUACCUUCAGCACAUCCGGGAGUCGGCUUGUGUGAAAGUGACAGCAGCUGUGAGUAUGUGGGACCUGUGUGUGGAGAAGGGCAGUGCAGAGCUGGAACAGUUCCAGAAGAUUCAUUGCUUCAUCAGUGACCGGCUCUUCUCUGAUUUUAAGGAACGCACGGAGCGGUUGGUGAUCUCCCCUCUGAACCAGCUGCUGAAUAUGUUUGCCGGUCCUCACAAGCUGGUGCAGAAACGUUUCGACAAGCUCCUGGACUUCCACACGUGCACAGAGCGUGCCGAGAGGCUUAAGGACAAGCGGACCUUGGAAGAGCUGCAGUCGGCACGCAACAAUUAUGAGGCCCUGAACACUCAGCUGCUGGAUGAGCUGCCCAAAUUCCAGUGCUGUGCUAAGGAGCUCUUCACCAGCUGUCUGCAGGGCUAUGCCGAGGCUCAUUGUGACUUCGUGCGCCUGGCAUUGCAAGAACUACAACCUCUGCUCCCACUGCUGCAGGUUGUUGGCAGAGAGGGGAACUUGGUUGCCAUCUUCCAGGAAGAGCACAGCCGGGUUCUCCAGCAGCUGCAGGUCUUCACAUUCUUCCCAGAGACCAUCUCUCCUGCCAAAAAACCUUUUGAGAGGAAAACUUUGGAGCGCCAGUCAGUCCGAAGGCAGCCACUCCUGGGCAUGCCCAGCUACAUGCUGCAGUCGGAUGAUCUGCGUGCAGCCUUAUUGGCUCGGUACCCACCUGACAAGCUCUUCCAGGCAGAGCGCAACUUCAAUGCAGCUCAGGAGCUGGACGUGUCACUCUUGGAGGGUGACUUGGUGGGUGUCAUCAAGAAGAAGGACCCCAUGGGCAGCCAGAACCGCUGGCUUAUUGACAAUGGAGUGACCAAAGGCUUUGUGUAUAGCUCCUUCCUUAAGCCUUACAACCCACGAUGUAGCCACUCGGAUGCCUCCAUAGGCAGCCAUUCCUCCAGUGAAUCUGAGCACAGCGGUUCCUCAUCCCUGGGCAGCAGUGCCCCAAGCAGCAUAAUGAGCAAUAUGUCGGCAAACGUCGCUCAUAAGCCGGCAGUGGACUCUGGCUCCCAAGGGGAUUUGACCAGUUCUCUUCAAGCUUUGUCAGAGGUGGAUGCUGUCAGUCAACCUCAGAUGGGCUCUACUGUAGAAUCUGCUCAGCCACCCCGUGUUGUUCCAGCAUCUCGCCGAUACAGUAACCCUGACUCCCGCAAUGGACACACAGCACGGGCCAAGGCCAGGGCAGUGCCUUCACUGGAGGAUAGCCACUCUAGAAUGAAGAACAGUGAGUCCAAAGGAAACCAGGUUUACUAUGCUGUUUAUACCUUUAAGAGUCGGAAUGCAAAUGAACUGAGUGUAACAGCCAAUCAAAGACUAAAGAUCUUAAAGUUCGAAGACAUCACUGGCAAUCCGGAGUGGUGGUUGGCUGAGGCACAUGGAAGGCGGGGCUAUGUGCCAUCCAGUUACAUUCGUAAGACUGAGUACACGUGAGACGUGAUGUGGCUGAGCUAGAAACUGGUGCCUUAAUUUGCUGUUGGAAGCUGACAGAAGACCACAGCGGGCAAACUUACUCAAUGCUCCGUUUUCCCUAGUGGUCCAUGUUAAAUACAUUUGGUAGAGUCAGACCAGAUUUCCAGUGAAGUUGAAUGAGGUGUUGCCAAGGAUUCUGCUGUUACUUCUAUGGUGAAUCAGAACCUCUUUGCCUGGCUGGGGUCAGGGAAACAAUCAGCAGUGCUGUGCAAUAGUCAUUCCCCCUUGAAAUAAGUGCUUAGUCUCAAUUUGACUAAUGAGGUUGCAACUAGCAGGAGAUGACGCGUCUGGAAGGGAUCUUACUUAUUUUUCCAUUUUGGCUCUAACAUGAGGACAGGGUACAAGUAGGUUUCCUUACAGCCAGUGAUGUGUGUGUGUGUGUGUGUGCACCUGUAUAUGAGUGCUAGCUGCUAGCCAACAAAAAAAGGGGAGCCCUGAGGGCUGCUGCACAAGACUCCCUUUGUCACAUCGUUCCAUGGUGCUGGUAAUUGGAGCGCCUUUGCUCAUCUUCAGGUGUGCCUUGAAUGCUCUAAUCUGUGUGUGAGGGUGAUGCUGGGCCUACUUUGUCUGUUGGGAACCAAUCAUGGAGGAUUCCUGCUCCAAGGUAAGAGCACCAUGCAAGAGAUGCUGUUUCCCCCCUUGGACUGCUGUUUUGUAAAUAAAAUUUCUCUUUUGGAA